Messenger RNA from Epinephelus fuscoguttatus (brown-marbled grouper), 2231 nucleotides. It is a transcript of the gene cadm1a, whose product is annotated as cell adhesion molecule 1a. Gene Ontology annotation, molecular function: signaling receptor binding. Gene Ontology annotation, biological process: detection of stimulus; cell recognition; susceptibility to natural killer cell mediated cytotoxicity. The coding region runs from base 43 to 1371 and encodes 442 amino acids. Gene Ontology annotation, cellular component: neuron projection; plasma membrane; synapse. The transcript has 12 exons. NCBI's taxonomy places the organism in Eukaryota, Metazoa, Chordata, Actinopteri, Perciformes, Serranidae. The record is from RefSeq and is a predicted model, not a curated record.
GUGAAGCUGCCUCUCUCUGCCAUACUGAAGCAGGUGUCCAACAUGGCGAACACUGGCAGCGGCUCUCUCGCGACUAUUCUCUUUUUAUUCAUGUUUCAAGCGGCUCUUCGUAAAGGAGCUGCACAGGAACCAGUGGUGAGUCAGAACCUGGUGACAGAUAAUGUGUCGGUGGUGGAGGGCGAGAUGGCGAUCAUCAGCUGCCGGGUGAAGAACAACGACGACUCUGUUAUCCAGCUGCUCAACCCGAACAGACAGACAAUUUACUUCAGAGACAUGAGACCACUGAAAGACGCUCGCUUUCAGCUGGUGAACUUCUCAGACAACGAGCUGCGGGUGUCGCUGUCUAAUGUCUCACUGUCAGACGAGGGUCGAUAUGUUUGCCAGCUCUACACGGACCCCCCGCAGGAAGCCUACGCCGACAUCACCGUGCUAAUUCCUCCAGGUAACCCCAUCAUCGAGGCUCGGGAUGAGGUCCUGAGCGAGGGCAACGAGACUGAGAUGACCUGCACUGCCAUGAGCAGUAAGCCUGCCGCCACCAUCAGAUGGAUGAAGGGAGAUAAAGAGCUUCCAGGCAAGCCCAAAGUCGAGCUGACCUACGACAAGAUGUACACAGUAACCAGCCGACUAACGUUCACUGUCAGUAAGGAGGAUGAUGGUGUAGCAGUGGCUUGCAUCGUAGACCACCCUGCAGUCAAGGACUACCAAGCACAGAAAUACCUGGAGGUGCAGUACAAACCGGAGGUAAAGAUCGUGGUAGAGUUUCCUCAGGGUCUGACCAGGGAAGGAGAGAACCUGGAACUGACGUGUCAGGCCAAAGGCAAACCCCAGCCACAGCGAGUGAACUGGGUGAAGGUGGAUGACGAUGUGCCAUCUCACGCCGUCAUCACAGGUGGCGAUCUUUACAUCGAAAACCUAAACAAGUCCUACAACGGAACCUACCGCUGUGUCGCCUCCAAUGCAGUGGGGGAGUCUUUCGAUGACUACAUCCUCUACGUCUAUGAUGCUCCCACCACUACCCCUAUACCCACCACAGCCACAAACACCACCACCACCAUCACCACCACCAUCUCCUACCCCGAAGCCAAUCAAGACACUGCGCCCAGCACUGAACCUGCAGCUCAUGAUUCACGAGCUGGAGAAGGAGCACCCAGAACGGUGGACCAUGCAGUGAUCGGAGGAGUGGUGGCCGUGGUCGUUUUCGCCAUGCUCUGUCUACUCAUUGUCUUGGGGCGCUACUUUGCAAGACACAAAGGUACCUACUUCACACACGAAGCCAAAGGAGCAGACGACGCAGCGGACGCAGAUACAGCCAUCAUCAACGCAGAGGGUGGCCACACCAACUCGGACGAAAAGAAAGAGUACUACAUCUAAUCAAAGCAGGACCCCUCACUCCAGUGUCCUCUUUGGGACAGGGAGCUGUUUUUGGGGCCGGGGCAGGAGGAGAGGGGGGGCAGAUGGAGGGAUUUGUGUUGGUUCAGGAUCACUUUUAGUGAGAGUAGAGGGGUCGAGGAGUAGAGGAGAGAAGGGGUUUUAAAGAAAGGCCUGGUUUUAAGCCGUUGUUUAGUCUAGUCUGCAGAUGUAGAUGGAAUGUUUUGUGUGUAAAAAAAAAAAAAAAAAAAAAAAAAAUCAAAAAAGGACAAAAAAUGGGAGGGGGUUGGGUUUUCGGUAAAUUGAGAAGGGGAUGGGGUUGGGGGCGGGGAGGGUGCGCCAGACGUUGCCAGAAAUCACUGUAGAGAGCUUCACCAUUUCGACACCUCCCUAACUGCUGGUACGAAUUUUAUUUAGUUCAACCAUUUGCAGAAAAUUCUGUGCCUUGUUCUAUCCAUACUUUGGAUUUGUGUUGAUCCUCAUUUGCAUAACCCUGUUGCUCCCCCCACCUCCUUUUUUCCUGUUUCAUCUUUCCCCACUCGUAAUUAUCAAUGUGCUGUUGGCUUUUGUAUGAGGGUAAAAUUACACAGCCACUUUAUUCAUUUCCCUAAAUGUGUCUGCACACACACGUCCUCUACUGCAUAACAAAAACUCUUUCCAGUAUACUGUGAUUUGUCUCAAGCCAUUACUUCCCUCUCUUUUUCUUUCCCCUGAAGUUUCGACAGCUCCAAAAAUGCAUGGAAUGCUUUACAUAUCAUUGUACAAAGGACAUAAAUGAGAAACAGGUUUGAUGUACUGUAUAUGCUCUCCCUGCCCCCUCCUGAACACAACCACAUUCAGAACAUAAUCAAAAAGAAGGCAGC